AUGUCUGAUCUCUUUGUCGAGCUGACGGCACCCAAUGGCCGCAAGUACAAGCAGCCCAGGGGUCUCUUCAUCAACAAUGAGUUUGUCAAGUCCAAGUCGGGGGAAACCAUCACAUCGAUAAACCCAAGCGACGAGACUGAAAUUACAUCCGUGUAUGCGGCAGGUCCCGAGGAUGUUGAUUUGGCAGUAGCAGCAGCACGCAAGGCACUGAAGAGCCCCGAGUGGCGGGACAUGGACACGAAUGCUCGAGCUGACUUGCUGUACAAAUUCGCCCAGUUGAUCGAAGAGCACAGGGAGACGCUGGCUACCAUUGAGACAUGGGACAAUGGAAAGCCGUACCAGGUCUCGUUCAACGACGACAUGAGCGAAGUCAUCGGCACCAUCAAGUACUACGCAGGAUAUGCCAACAAGAUUCACGGCACCGUCGUCGACACAUCGCCUCUGAAGCUCGCCUACGUUGUGCGGGAGCCAGUGGGGGUUUGUGCGCAGAUUAUUCCAUGGAACUUUCCCUUGGCCAUGGCAGCGUGGAAGCUGGGGCCGGCACUCUGCACCGGCAACACGGUGGUGAUGAAGGCUGCUGAGCAAACUCCACUUUCGCUGCUGUAUCUUGGAUACCUGAUCAAGGAAGCCGGCUUCCCACCCGGUGUGGUCAAUUUCCUCAAUGGCGAGGGCAGGAAGGCGGGCGCUGCGCUGGCGCAGCACAUGGAUGUCGACAAGAUUGCCUUUACUGGAUCCACAGCAACGGGGAAAGAAAUCAUGAAAAUGGCUGCCGUCAACAUGAAGAACAUUACGCUUGAAACAGGAGGAAAGUCGCCACUGGUGGUUUUUGAAGAUGCCGACCUUGAGCAGGCAGUCAAGUGGACGCACCAGGGUAUCAUGUACAACCAAGGCCAAGUGUGCACGGCAACGUCGAGGGUGCUUGUGCAUGAGAGCAUCUACGACACGUUUGUCGAGGCCUUCAAGCAGCAUCUCAAGGCGACGUCAGUGGUUGGAGACCCGUUCAAGGACGAUACUUACCAGGGCCCACAAGUAACCAAGGCCCAGUUCGAGCGGGUUCUUUCCUACAUUGAGAGCGGCAAGUCCGAGGGCGCUACUCUGGUGGCCGGUGGAGAGGCGUACAAGAACGCAGGCGGCAAAGGCUUCUUUGUAGCGCCCACUGUCUUCACCAACGUCAAGGACACAAUGAAGAUUUACCGCGAGGAGGUGUUUGGCCCCUUUGUCGUCAUCAGCUCGUUCAAGGAAGAAGAAGAGGCGAUUGAACGUGCCAACGACACGACGUACGGACUAGGCGCCGCAGUCUUUACCGAGAACAUUACCAAGGCGCACCGGGUGGCGCGGCGCAUUGAAGCGGGCAUGGUGUGGAUCAACUCGAGCAACGACUCUGACCUGCGGGUGCCGUUUGGAGGAGUCAAGCAGAGCGGCAUUGGGCGGGAGCUGGGCGAGGCUGGGCUGGAGGCGUACACGAACAAAAAGGCCAUCCACGUGAACCUGGGUAACAAGCUGUAA
Molecule: messenger RNA, 1506 nt
Organism: Exserohilum turcica Et28A
Lineage: Eukaryota; Fungi; Ascomycota; Dothideomycetes; Pleosporales; Pleosporaceae
Exons: 5
Coding region: 1-1506 (501 amino acids)
Molecular function (GO): oxidoreductase activity, acting on the aldehyde or oxo group of donors, NAD or NADP as acceptor
Source: RefSeq, a predicted model, not a curated record